GUCUCCAGUCCGCCGCGAGCUACGGCGUAGACCGCUCGUCAAUCUCGUAGACCCAUAACCUAAAUAUUCCACCAAACUUCGUUCCUCGUUCGCUCCAUUAAAAUGAUAUUAAAGUUUUUUCCCCAUAAACAUUGAAAGUGUGAUUUACUUUCCAAGUUAAAAGUGACUUGAUAUAAGUUCAAUUUAUUUUAUUUUUGUUCCAAAUCAAACUUGGAGAUGGCUUCAGAGAACCGCACUCGUAUUCAGCAAAAUGACUUGCUACUCCAUGAAGCGGUGAUCAAAAACGAGCCAGAUGCUGUACGCGAAGCACUGCAGCGACCAACCGAUGUCAACUGUAGAAAUAAUUAUGGAAGAGCUCCAAUACACUGGGCAGCCAGCAGAGGUAAUGUGGAGAUAAUAAAUCUACUCAUCGAAUCCAAAUGUGACAUCGAGGCCGCUGAUAAGUUCGGAAUGCGACCGCUGUUGAUGGCGGCAUGGCAUGGCCAUCUAGAGGCGGUGAAAACUCUUGUUGGUGCGGGAGCCUGUCUUGCUGCUACUAACAAAAAACAAAACGAUCUCCUGCAAUGCGCGUGCUCCCGCGGUUCAUUGGACGUAGCAGAGUAUGCCAUAUCUCUAGGAGCCAAGGUCCAAACUUCGGAUGCGGCUGGUGAUGCGCCCCUCGCCUUGGCCUCCAGAGCUGGGCAUACCUCAUUGGUGGAACUUCUCCUACAGAGAGGUUCUUAUAUCGAUGCUGUUAACAAGGUAGGCCGCACAGCACUGCAUGUGGCUUGCGAAGGUGGACACUCCUCGACUGCUGCGUUCCUAAUAUCCAAAGGUGCCUCCAAAGAGGCGCGAGACAACUCAGGUCGAACACCUCUGCACCUGGCGGCCGUACAUCGACAUACUGAACUCGUGAGAGUGCUACUUGAGGCCGAAUGUCAUGUGGAUGCUGUAGACAACAAUGGAGUAACUGCGUUGCAAAUGGCUUGUGCACAAGGCUGUCGAGGUAUUGCUGAACACUUGUUGGCAUUUGGUGCAAACGUUCAUAUGCAAAACAAUGUUGGGUCGUCAGCACUGCACGCAGCUUGCGCAGCCGAUGCUACGGAUAUCGUGGAAUUACUCCUUGCACAUGGAGCAGAUCCUGCACUAACAGACCAGUGGUCUCAAUCCCCGGUGAGCGUGGCCGGUGGAGCAGCAGAGUCUCCUCCUGAGGGGUUCCGAAGAGCGGCGAGAGGAUCCUUCUCAGCUAUCCUGGAUCUACUGACAGCUACCGCGAACUUGGAGAUACCACACCAGGAGCAGUCUGAUGGCUCUCUGUCCCCGCGGGCCGAUGACAAAUCCAGAGGCCAUUCACCCGCACCGAGUGAAGGGGUGGAGCACGACAGUGAGAGGUGAUGGUCGGCUAGCACUCUGCUCGACCGGCUGGCGCAACGGGGCUUCGCAGCAGACACGAGGCUUGCACUACCACCUACAGGUUGUGCCCGUUACCGCGAGCUAUGCUACCGCGCUGCGCACGCGCAUCUACCAGAGGAUGUAGCCCCACGUCCUUGCGACUGCGUCAACUGCACUUCCAGACGUCAUUCAGCCAACGCCCCAUGAGAUACGGCUCUCGUGGCCACCACUGCCGCCCUCACACGACCCAUACCCGCGCUACCAAAUGAACUUACUAUACGUAGACAAUGAAUUACUUGCUGUAAGGUCCACAUAUUUUGUCCAUCAAAUCUAUGCUAAGGCACUCUGGUGUUGCGCUUACUGGAGACAAAAUCUCCAAUUCUCAUAUCCUUAUCCCCAAAAGACCAGCAACUCACUUUGCAGGAGUCCAUAGGCGGCGCUGAUCUCUUUACCAUCAGGUGAUCCAUAUAUUGGUUGGCCCGUGGGCCCUCUAUUUCAUAUUGUACCUAGUUCUAAAAUCCCAAAAAUAUGUGUGCUCAUGUUAAACCACAAUAUUAUAUGAGCGUAGUAACUUUAUAGUAAGUAAUAAGUCAAACUCCUCGACCUAUUUUAUGUGGAUCCUUAUUGCAGCAGUUGGUUGCGGUGCUCGUGGCCACUUCUCACUUGUAAUAUGUCAUUUAAAUAAUUUUGUGUCCGAUAAAAUUGUCAAUUUAUUCGAUAAGUAAACGAUUCAUUCUUGUAAUUUUAGAUCGUUCGUAAAUAAAUUCGUAAUACUUAUUUGGUGUUAAAACUUCAAAUAGCUAAUUCUGCGUGAUAAUCCAAAUCACAAAAAUUAUAAAAAAUAAUUUGGCCUAUAUGUGUACAAUGAUUUUGAAAUAUUUCUAAGCUACUAAUAAGUACCUAAAAUAAUUAUCUCCAUUUCAGGAAUGUUUAGUCAAUUCCAAUUAGCAUUCGUUGUAAAUAUUCGCUUGUUUCCUAGUGCCUUACCCGGUCCGCUUGUGAAUUUUAAUCCAGCCACUAAGUCUCCAUAUGGCACUUAUAAAAAAUCAUGCAUCUGUAGGAUUAUAUUCCAAACAUUUGAAUAUAAUGUGCACAUCCAAAAUCGCUUUUGUAAUUAAGGAAAUGAACGCUUCGAGAGCGUUAAUGUAAAAUUCAAUAGUAAAUUAUAAUUAAAUUAUUGAUUAUUAUGUAAAAUUUGUCUGUCCAUUGGUGAUAGGAUUAAAGUACCCUAAGUAUAAGCUUUAAUAAAAUAAUGUGGAAAUUAAAUUUACACAAUUUAUUUAGACGAUUCUCUACAUAAGAAUUUCCGUAAUACUAAUUUAUUAUAAAGAACACGUUUAAUAUAAAAAUCUAAGCCAAAAUAUUAACUUAGGUGUAAUGUGUAGGUGGCUAUCAUUAUAUCUAUGGUCCAGAGUAUUGAACUGCUAAUCUAUAAUUAUGUAUAAUUCAUCUGUGCUAAAAGUAUCAUGACCUCUUAAUUUUAGAGCCUAAUAUUAAUAUUAGAUAUAUUAUCUAGAUGUAAUUUCUAUAUUAAAUCACCUGACCUAAUGUAAUACCUGUCCAUCGGUGUAACUUCAAACGAUUUAUAAUAAUUAUAAUAAUGUACAUUAACUUCUAUUUUAUAUUACAUUGUUAAUAAUUAUAAACAUUAAUUUUAAUUACAUACAUUUUUAACUUCUGAUCUAUUUUCCAUUGUACUUACCCAAUGUCAUUAAAUUUUAAUCGUACAUUAUUUAAAUAUUAACAAGGCCUACCUACGUGAGUUAUAAAA
Messenger RNA from Spodoptera frugiperda (fall armyworm), 3142 nucleotides. Its product is annotated as serine/threonine-protein phosphatase 6 regulatory ankyrin repeat subunit A. Lineage: Eukaryota; Metazoa; Arthropoda; Insecta; Lepidoptera; Noctuidae. Gene Ontology annotation, molecular function: protein binding. The coding region runs from base 217 to 1374 and encodes 385 amino acids. The record is from RefSeq and is a predicted model, not a curated record. The transcript is spliced from 12 exons.